AUGGUGCAUAUCCCUCAUUUGAUUGUUGGUGCUGGACCAGUUGGUCUCAUUUUAGGACAUUAUUUUAAGAGAUUUAACAUCCCUUUUCAAAUAUUCGAAAAGCAAUCCUUUUUAUCAGCACAUCCUUCAGCUCAUUAUCUCAAUAUGAGAACAAUGGAAAUUCUGGAUGAAUUAAACAUCCAAUUACCAUUAGAAAAUAUCCAACAUUUUUCUAAUUAUGUCUAUUUGCGUAGAAUUGGAGAGUAACCAUUGAAUAGUACACGUUAAUUAAUAGAUUACAAACAAUAUUCUUACACGAGUUAUGCUCAUUUACCAUAAAGUCUAUUUGUCUAACAUGUCUAAGAGGGAAUAAGAGAUAAAAUUUAAUUAAAUAAGGAAAUUAAGAAAAUUGAAUUCAAGGAUAAAAUUAUCAAAGUUAAUGAUGAUAUAACAUGUGACUAUCUAUAUGGAUGUGAUGGAUUGAAUGGUUUUGUUAGGGAUUAUCUGAAAAUCAAAUUGAUAGGCAAUCGAGAUCUUUAAAGAUUUUUAAAUAUUCAUUUCACAUCCAAGUAGUUAGUAAAUAGACUUGAAUAAUACAACUCAAUGUUAUCAUUCAUAUAUAACUCUGAUAUUACAGCAGUCAUAAUCAAACAUAGAAUUGAAGAUGGCAUCUUUGCUAUUCAAAUACCCUUAGAUCUAUUGACUGGUAAAACUGACAUAUAGGAAGUCUAACACAUAAAGUAAGAUCAUGUAUUAAUUAAAAAUCUCAUAAAUAAAACAUUACUUAGUUAAGUAAAUGAUAUCGAAAUAAAGUCAGUGGGAUUUUGGAGGAUGGGUGCUGUCUAUGCAGAGUAAUAUUAUAAGAAUAAUUGUGUUCUAGUUGGGGAUGCAUGUCAUGGAAUGCCUCCAGCAGGUGGAUUUGGAAUGAACACAGGAAUUCAAGAUGCACAAAACUUAGCUUAUAAAAUCAAAGAUUAAAAAGAUCUUUUGUAUUAUUAAAAAGAGAGAUAAUAGAUUGCACAAGAUAAUAUAGAGACUGCUUUGAAAUACUACAAGAAAUCACUUAAUAUUGCCAAAUCAUUUACAUUUGAUAUCAACAAACUCAAAAUCUACCAAAGUGUUAUGAAAAAUACUCCAGAUUUUCUAUAUUAGACUGGUGUGAAAUUAGGGGGAUCUCUCAUUGAAUUGGAUCCAAUAUAUAAGAGAUUAAAAGUGGAUGAUUGCAUUCCUUUAGUCUUCCCGAAAGAGGAAAUAGGUUUUAAGUACAAUUCAGGAGAUAUUGGAGAGAAUGGAGGUUAAUUGGCGCCAUUAGUUGUCAGGGAGAUAUUAAGAAAGAAGGAGAGAAAAUGGUAUAGCAUCAAUUGCGAUUCAAAUUACGAAAGAAUAGAUAUUGAGAAUGUCAAUAAGAUGAUUGUGAGAAAUGAUAUGCAUAUUUAUUAAUAAUAAUAACAAUAAUGA
Messenger RNA from Paramecium tetraurelia, 1437 nucleotides. RefSeq lists its product as uncharacterized. The record is from RefSeq and is a predicted model, not a curated record. NCBI's taxonomy places the organism in Eukaryota, Ciliophora, Oligohymenophorea, Peniculida, Parameciidae. The transcript is spliced from 3 exons. Gene Ontology annotation, molecular function: FAD binding.